Messenger RNA from Prunus dulcis (almond), 1775 nucleotides. RefSeq lists its product as uncharacterized. Lineage: Eukaryota; Viridiplantae; Streptophyta; Magnoliopsida; Rosales; Rosaceae. Bases 114 to 1670 code for a protein of 518 amino acids. The record is from RefSeq and is a predicted model, not a curated record. The transcript has 4 exons.
GUCAGCAACUUUGCUUCAAAGCAAAAGCUCUCUCUCUCUGUUUUCUUCGCUAAUUCAACAAAGUGAGAUUUUUACAUACCAGAUGAUCCAGUUCUUCCUUACAGUUACAAAAAAUGGGUCUUCUCAACUCAGCUUCGGUUGUUGUUUGUGUUCUUGUUUGUCAACUAUUUGCCUUGAAUUUGGGUGAUCUUGUAAGCACUGUCUCAGAGAAGUACAUAUCAGCAAUAGGUGACCCAGGAAUGAAGAACCCAAAUGUGAGAGUUGCAUUGGAAGCUUGGAACUUCUGCAAUGAAGUUGGAAUGGAAGCACCCAACAUGGGCAGCCCCAGGCUGGCCGAUUGUGCUGAUAUUGAUUGCUCUCUUACUGAUCAUUUGGAUAGGACCUCCCUAGGUAUGGAAAUUAAGUGUGUGAUUCAUCACAGAGUAAAUGAAUUAGACAACAACUUACGGGCAGGUGAUAAUUUUCCUGUAAGGGAUUUUCAGCCAUACACAGACCCUGACUUUUAUGCAAAGGAAAAGGAACUGUAUCUUGCUUCUCUAUGUGAGGUUCAGAAUUCAUCAGAUCCAUGGCAAUUUUGGAUGGUCAUGCUUAAGAACGGAAAUUUUGACAAAAACACUACUCUUUGUCCUGAAAAUGGCAAGCCGGUAAGCAGAAUUGUUACGGAUAGGAAUUUUCCAUGUUUUGGUCAAGGUUGUAUGAAUCAGCCACUUGUCUACCAUAACUACUCAAGAUUGGUUUCUUAUGGUGACCGAGCAGUGUCUUUAAUUGGAGGAUUUUAUGGAACUUAUGAUCUUGAUGCUGAUUUGAGCAAAGGUAUAGGGAAGAACUCCUACUUUUCAGUCUCAUGGCAGAAAAACUUGGGCACAGGAAGUUGGAUUUUCUCGCAUAGAUUGACAACAUCUUCAAAGUACCCUUGGCUUAUGUUGUAUCUUCGUGCAGAUGCAACAAAAGGACUUAAUGGUGGUUAUCACUAUGAUGGUCGUGGCAUCAUGAGAAAGCUGCCAGUUUCUCCACAUUUUAAAGUAAGAUUGACACUAGAUGUUAAACGUGGAGGAGGCUCCAACAGUCAAUUUUAUCUCCUUGACAUAGGAAGCUGUUGGAAGAACAAUGGAAAACCAUGUGAUGGUAAUGUUCUGACAGAUGUGACUAGAUACAGUGAAAUGAUAAUAAAUCCAGAAACUACAAGCUGGUGUCGGCCGGAUAACCUUGUUUCCUGCCCUCCUUACCAUGUUACUCGUACUGGUGAUAUAAUAUAUCGAAACGAAACAUCUCGGUUUCCAUAUUCUGCUUAUCAUCUCUACUGCACACCUGGAAAUGCUGAAUUUCUGGAGAAACCAUAUGACAUAUGUGACCCAUAUAGCAAUCCACAAGCACAAGAACUGGUACAAAUUCUUCCACAUCCUGAAUGGGCUGUACAUGGCUAUCCUGCUAAACAAGGAGAUGGAUGGGUUGGAGACCCCAGGACAUGGGAGCUUGAUGUGGGGGCCCUCUCUAGCCAAUUGUAUUUCUACCAGGACCCAGGAACAAAACCAGCACGGAGGGUAUGGUCUUCGAUUAAUGUUGGUACAGAAAUAUAUGUCAGUAGCCCAGGAGAGACUGCGGAAUGGACUGUAAGUGAUUUUGAUGUACUCGUUCCUGAAGGUGUUGAAGAUGGUUCUAGCUCUUAUUGAAAUCUCUCCAUUAUGAUCACACUUUUCCUCUCUUUUUCAUUUAUAGUUGAAAUAAGGAUUCCAUUACUUAAUCAUGUAAAUAGAUGUCGAAGUAUUUGUACAUUA